Messenger RNA from Closterium sp. Naga37s-1, 4278 nucleotides. The record is from the annotation of a GenBank genome assembly. NCBI's taxonomy places the organism in Eukaryota, Viridiplantae, Streptophyta, Zygnematophyceae, Desmidiales, Closteriaceae.
AUGGGCGGAAUGGGGGGAAUGGGUGGCGGCAGCAGUCGGGUUGGUAAGCGGAGCAAAGGGGGUUUUGGAGGCUCGUGGGAAGGAGGAGGGGUAGUGGCUAUGCCGGCUGUAGCGCCCAUGCCGGCUGUAGCGACUAAGCCGGCUGUAGCGCCCAUGCCGGCUGUAGAGGCUAUGCCGGCUGUAGCGGCUGCGGCGGAGUGGAACAUGGACUUGCUGAGCGCGCCGCUGAGCUCGAGCCUACAGCAGCGCAAGCAGCAGCAGCAAUCGUCACCGUCGAUUCGAGCGUCGUCAGGGUCGCCGCAAGUCUCGGUAACAGGUGCUGCUGCUGCUGGGGGUGCUGGCGGCGGUGCUGCUGCUGCUGCUGCUGCUGCUGCUGCUGCUGCUGCUUCUCCCGCUCUUGCGACUCCUUCUGUUGCUUCUCCUGCUCUUGCCGCCGUGUCCCCUGUCGCCGCAACCCCUCCCUACGUUGCGUCUCUCUUGAUCGAGUCUCACGCCAUUGCAUCUCCCUUGAUCGGUUCACCCGUCAUCACCUCUUCAGCUGAUAGCACCGGCCCUACUGUUGCUGCUGCUGUUGGUGGCGGCGGUAGCAGUGGUAGUGGUGUCAAGGAGGGAAUGGUACUUAGUGGUUCGGGGGGAUUAGAGCUAGGGCCUCGCAGGAAACCAGUGGACUUAGCUAAGCGUCUGGCCAGUGCGGUUAGAUUUCAGAAGCAGCAGGUGUCUAGAGCGCAGUCAAAUCCGCUGCAGCAGCAGCAGCAGCAACAGCAGCAGCAGCAGCAACUGUCGCAGCCGCUGCAUACGAAGCAAACAGAAGAGAGACAGGAGCCCGGAGUGACUCACCUGAGGCCAAUUCAGCCGAAACAGAACCACCAACCAAGAGUGAUUCAGCAGAGAGUGAUACAACCGAGAGUGAUGGAGCAGCAGCAGCAGAGAUUGAUUCAACCGAGAGUGUUAGAGCAGCAGCAGCAGCAGAGGGUAGAGGCGGUGCCGAGGGCAGUGAGUGAGUUUGGUGACACGGAGAGUGUGCGGGACUUGGCCAGUGGGAGGGUUUCUGAUGAGGGGUUACAGCAGGACCUGCUUCAGCUGGCUGAAGCCGUGGCCACGGGCGACCAGCCACGCAUGGUCAGCCUCACCAGGUGCCUGCGCCCGCUCUCCUCCCCCUAUGGAACGCCCAUGCAGCGCGUCUCACACUACCUCCUCACUGCCCUCGCCAAGAGGGCUGCAGGCGCCCUGGGAACGGACUACAUCGCGUAUCUCAGCCGCGCGCCCGAGGAGGAGGCGUUGAUCCUGGCCUUUGCAGCGCACUGCCCCACGCUGCAGUUCUGCUACUCCGCCCUGGCCUGUGCCAUGCUGGACGCAGCAGAGGAUGAGACCAACAUUCACAUUGUCGACUUCGCCAUGUGGGCAGGCCAGUGGCCAAUUGUCAUCCGCCAGCUGGCAGCCGCUGCCCGGAAAAGAAUGGCCGCGGCAGCCGUCACCAUCCACAGCCUUAACAGCAGCAGCAGCAGCGGCGGCAUCGGUGGCGGCAUAGGCAUUGGUAUCAAUACCGCUGCUACCGCUAGCCACGGCUCCCCAUCAUCAUCUGCCUUCUCCUCUCCCUCCCACCCCUCGCCUUCCCAACCUUCCUCCACCCACCACUCCCGCUCCCCCUCUUCCUCCCCUUCACCCACACCCCCGCAAGGUCCGUCCACCUCCGCUCCCUCUCCCAUCCCUCCCUCCUUCCUCCGAAUCCGAUUCACAGCUGUAGACCCGCCCUUUGGUCAUCCCUACGGGACCGGCCCGAAGCUUCCUGCGGCUUUCCUGCAGGCUGAGCUGGCGCGGGCGGCGCAGGAGUGUGGCGUGAGCUUGUCCUUUUCCCGGGUCGAGGCGGCGCCGGAGACGCUGCGGGCGGCGGCGAUUGGAGUGGAGCGCGGGGAGUGUGUGCUGGUGAAUAUUGCUGGGCGGCUGGCUUGUGUGGCAGACUCCACAGUGCUCCGACACAGCCCUAAGGAUACCGCAGUGAAGGUACGAGGGAGCCGUGAGGGCGAUCAUGCAGCUAGACCCAAAGGCGAUAAUGCAGCUAGACCCAAAGGUCGUUUCUCUGGUAGAGUGGGACUCCAAUCAUCAGCAGCCCUUCUUCCUUUCUCGCUUCAAAGACGCCCUUCUCUUCUUCCACAACAUCUUCGCCUCCCACGAUGCCCUUGCCUCUCUCCAUAUGCCACGCACUGCCAUUCUCACUCUUCCCUGUCCACUUCCCUCCUCCCUCCCCCCUUUCUCCCCCAGGCGAUAAUGCAGCUAGACCCAAAGGUCGUUUCUCUGGUCGAGUGGGACUCCAACCAGCAACAGCCCUUCUUCCUCCAUCGCUUCAAAGACGCCCUCCUCUUCUUCCUCAACGUCUUCUCCUCCCACGAUGCCCUUGCCUCCCGCUUCUCCUUCGGCCGCCGCGGAUUCGAGGAGUUUGUUCUCGCACGGGAAAUGGUGAACCUGGUAGCGUGCGAGGGCAUGCAGAGGCUGGUGAGAGCGGAGAGUUUGGACCAGAUGCAUGUGCGGAUGGGGCGGCUGGGGGUGGUGGCACGGCCGUUCAGCAAGAGGAGCAUGUGGGGGUUGCGAGAGCUGAUCGCGCCGUACCCUAAAGGCAGGGGGAGAAGGGAGGAGAUGAGAGGAGUUUGUUCUCGCACGGGAAAUGGUGAACCUGGUAGCGUGCGAGGGCAUGCAGAGGCUGGUGAGAGCGGAGAGUUUGGACCAGAUGCAUGUGCGGAUGGGGCGGCUGGGGGUGGUGGCACGGGCGUUCAUGAUAUUUUCCUCGCGAUCACAGAGAACCCCAUUCCCGUCGCCAUUCCUCUCACCCCUCUCAUCGCCCACUAUGCUAUCCUCGAGUUCGCCAAAUCGCCCACCCGUCUCCCUUUCCGUCGCGCGUCACGUCGCCAUCUCGUCGCCCGUCCCGUCGCCCUCUUCGUCGCCCUCUCUCCCCUCCUCUCCUCCCGUCGGCCUCUCUCUCGCCCCUCCCUACCGAUCGCCCUCCCGUCGCUCGCCCCGUCGCGCUCUCUCUCUCCGCUCCCUUCCCGUCGCCCUCUCUCUCGCCCCUCCCUUCCCGUCGCGCUCUCUCUCUCCGCGCCCUUCCCGUCGCCCUCUCUCUCGCCCCUCCCUUCCCAUCGCUCUCUCUCUCUCCGCUCCGCCCUCUCUCUCGCUCCUCCUUCGAAUCGCGCUCUCUCUCCGCUCCCUUCCCGUCGGCCUCUCUCUCCGCUCCCUUCCCGUCGCGCUCUCUCUCUCCGCUCCCUUCCCCUCGCCCUCUCUCUCGCCCCUCCCUUCCCGUCGCGCUCUCUCUCUCCGCUCCCUUCCCGUCGCCCUCUCUCUCGCCCCUCCCUUCCCGUCGCGCUCUCUCUCUCCGCUCCCUUCCCAUCGCCCUCUCUCUCGCCCCUCCCUUCCCGUCGCGAUCUCUCUCUCCGCUCCCUUCCCGUCGCCCUCUCUCUCGCCCCUCCUACCCGUCGCGCUCUCUCUCUCCGCGCCCUUCCCGUCGCCCUCUCUCUCGCCCCUCCCUUCCCAUCGCGUUCUCUCUCUCCGCUCCGCCCUCUCUCUCGCUCCUCCCUUCGAAUCGCGCUCUCUCUCCGCUCCCUUCUCGUCGCGCUCUCUCUCUCCGCUCCCUUCCCAUUGCCCUCUCUCUUUCUGCUCCCUUCCCAUCCUCCCUUCUCGCUCGCCUCGAAUGGCCCUCCCGGCGACCUUCGACUCUCCCAUCACGUAUGCCCUCCUUUCUCCGUCGCCUCUCUCGUUCUCCCUCUGCUAUCGCGUCAGCGUGACCCAUUCCGUACUCUGUUAUUGUGUUUGGUUUGUUUGUUUUUUCUGUCUUUCCAUCUAUUCUCGACACCCUCUCUCCCGCCGCCUAUCCUCUCUCCCGUCGCCCUCCCGUUUCCCGUCGCCCUCCCGUUUCCCGCCCCCCUCCCGUUUCCCGUCGCCCUCCCUUUUCCCGUCGCCCUCCCGUUUCCCGUCGCCCUCGCGUUUCCCGUCGCCCUCCGGUUUCCCGUCGCCCUCCCGUUUCCCGUCGCCCUCCCUUCUUCCGUCGCCCUCCCUUUUCCCGUCGCCCUCGCGUUUCCCGUCGCCCUCCCGUUUCCCGUCGCCCUCCCGUUUUCCGUCGCCCUCCCGUUUCCCGUCGCCCUCCCGUUUCCCGUCGCCCUCGCGUUUCCCGUCGCCCUCCCGUUUCCCGUCGCCCUCCCGUUUCCCGUCGCCCCCCUUCUUCCGUCGCCCUCCCGUUUCCUACGCCCUCCCUUCCCGUCGCCCUCCCGCCUCAAGUCCAAGGCAGCACAUUGA